Messenger RNA from Tribolium madens (black flour beetle), 2468 nucleotides. RefSeq names its product anoctamin-3-like. The transcript is spliced from 15 exons. The record is from RefSeq and is a predicted model, not a curated record. Lineage: Eukaryota; Metazoa; Arthropoda; Insecta; Coleoptera; Tenebrionidae. The coding region runs from base 28 to 2367 and encodes 779 amino acids. Gene Ontology annotation, molecular function: protein dimerization activity; chloride channel activity. Gene Ontology annotation, biological process: chloride transmembrane transport. Gene Ontology annotation, cellular component: plasma membrane.
CAGUUUUAUCAAAAUAUUUUACAAAAAAUGGACGAAAAACGAAUCGAUUACGUUAUAGUUUUUGAGAGUAAAAUCAAGGAUUCUGAAAAUUAUACCACCGUUGAAAAAUUCAUGAAAUUUCUAGAGGAACAAGGACUGGAACUCCAAUUGCAUUCAGAUGAGGCUGAAAAAUUUAUUUUUCUCACUCUCCACAUCCCAGGACAACUCCUGCACGAAUUUGCCCAUAUUUACAAUGUAAAAUUGACUGAUUCCGGCCACGGGCCGGCUUUUGGGACCAUUUCAAGUAUUGAUUUCGCCGAUUUCAAUUUUUUUAACGCACCGAUUAACGAUAAAAACUUCAUAAGAGAACGGGGGCCUACAACAACCGAACGAAUUUUAAUAGCUUACGAAAUACUGAGCGAAGCUAAAUUUGGCGACGAUGAAAACGACUACGGAAUCGAAAAAUUAAUCCGACUUGGGAUUGUCAAAACGGCUUAUCCGUUACACGACGGGGAUUUCGAGUGGGAUGAUAAAGAGGGAGGAUAUUUAAUCCCGGAGAAUGACCGACAAUUGUUGUUGAAGUAUUGGGCAAAUUUCUCGCUUUGGUACAAAGAGCAGCCUUUGAACUUAAUUGAGAAAUAUUUCGGAACUGAGGUAGGGUUCUAUUUCGCCUGGUUGGGGUUUUACAACAGAAUGCUGAUCCCAGCGGCUGUUGUUGGUCUUGUUUGCUCUAUAAUCAGCUUUGUGCAGUUGUUUUUUAUGCAAAAACAAAGAACUAAUGAAAUAUGUUCAAGUGACUUGCCGAUUUGCCCCAUUUGUCGGACAGGGGAUGGUUGUGUGCGUUUGCCCUUAAACAGUUUUUGUACUUAUGCGAAAAUUUCCACCACUUUUGAUAAUAAGGAAACGGUGUUUUUUGCAGUGUUUAUGUCGUUUUGGGCAACGUUAUUUACGAAACUUUGGCAAAGGGUUGAAAGUACGUUAAAGAUUCAAUGGAACGUUGAAUUUGAAAAAAUCGACACAAAACUAAGGCUGGAAUACAAGGAAAAAAGUACGCACAAGACCUGGUCCUACGUGUACGAAAGACCGCGACCAUACACGCCGACCUUAACAAAAGCCUUCUACCUCACGUUAUCCUAUGGAACAUGUUUUUUAAUGAUCAUGAUUGUAAUAUUAUUUGUUUACGGCCUCGCCAUGUUCAGAGUCACCAUCACUGAUCGUAUGCAAAGAAAGUGGACACCAUCCCAACAAGCACAUGUUGUAUUUGUGCUAAUAUUAACAAGUGCUUGUAUACAAGUUAUUUUCGUAAAACUAUUCGCAAAAUUCUAUCGGCCGGUAUCUUCAUGGUUAACCAAUUUGGAAAACCCCCGAACCCAGUCAGAUUUUGACAGUUCAAUCAUCAGCAAAAGAUAUAUUUUGGCUUUCGCUAAUAAUUAUGCCCCUUUGCUUUACAUAGCGUUUUUAAUGGACCGUUUUUAUGCCCCUGAUGACCCACCGGACUCGUUUCAAGCCGACCGUUGUGGACCCACAGGCUGUUUGAUGCCGCUUUGUGUCCAACUUUGUUUUCUUAUGUUACUGAAAUCUUUUUUUGGGAAUUUACUCACCCUCAUUGCUCCGAAAUUAACAACACGAUUUCAAAAGAAAAGGACCAAUCACACAGAUAGACCUCAGUGGGAAAGAGAGUUUGACUUAAAUCCUUCAAGGCAAUAUCUACUCACAACAGAAUUUAUGGAGAUGAUUAUCCAAUACGGGUUUGUCACUUUUUUCGUGGCAGCUUUUCCUUUGGCGCCUUUGUGCGCUUUGAUAAAUAAUUGUCUGGAAUUACGUUUAGAUGCUUAUAAAUUGGUAACGAGGCACAGAAGACCUAUACCCAAGCAAGAGAGUGGGAUAAGUACAUGGAACAAUAUACUGCAUUUUAUCACACAUCUGAGUGUAGCAACAAAUGCUUUCGUUUUGGCGUUCACUAGCGAUUUUGUUGCUCGUAUAGUUUACAAAGCAACCCACAACAAAUCUUUAGAUGGUUACAUCGAGUGGACAAUGUCACUUUAUAACUUGGACGACUACGAUAAACCUAUCAAAUCCAAGGCUUUACGAGCCAGUAACAACAGCAGUCGUUUGUGUUACUACAAGGCAUUGCGUUAUCCCCCAGAUCACCCCAAGGAAUACCAACAAACCGAUUAUUUCUUUUACGAGACCGGAAUGAGACUCUUAUGCGUGAUUAUUUUUGAGCACAUUAUUAUGAUUACAAACGGUGUUCUGGCUUAUUUUAUCCCAUCGGUGCCUGAAAACGUGAAAGAAAUGCUACAUCACGAAAAAACCCAAGAGUUCGAACUUCAAAUGAAAAUGAAAAAUACCGUAAGAAGGAGGAAAUGGAGAAAAACACCAAAAUAAAUCGAAAUAAAGGGGUGAGAAAAAUGCAACAACAGUUUAGAAAAUAUUUUUUUAUUUAUUUGUAUAAAUUUUUAUUUUUAUAAUACAUAAAGUGAACUAGA